AUGGCGCUAACACGCUUCGAACGGUUCCAAGCCUGGCUUCUGCGCACUUUUUUGAGCGUGCUAUUUUUCUUCUUUCGGCUGCUCGAGCCUCGACGGUCUGGCGGGUCUUCCAGACUGGCACCUAUCACCAACCCUCUCCUAAUGGUCUCGGGUAUGAAGCUGGCGCAGAAGAUUCGCCAUAGAGAGGUGACAAGCGUGGAGGUGGUGCAGGCCUACAUUGACAGGAUCCAGGAAGUCAAUCCCAUGAUCAACGCCAUGGUCAAAGACAGAUUCCCAGCUGCUCUACAGGAAGCCGCCCAAGUGGACAAGCUGAUCAGCGAGGAGGAGGGAGGAGAGGAUGUUUUGGAGGACCGGCUCCCCCUGCUGGGCGUUCCAUUCACUGUCAAAGAGGCCUUCGCUCUCCAGGGCAUGCCUAAUUCUUGUGGUCUGGUGACCAGGAGGGGGGUCAUUUCAGGGGCGGACGCGCCCCCCGUGGCUCUCCUGAAGAGGGCGGGCGGGAUCCCGCUCGGCGUCACGAACUGCAGCGAGCUCUGCAUGUGGUCCGAGUCCCACAACCGGCUCUACGGCAUCACCAGAAAUCCCUACGACACGGACCGAAUUCCCGGGGGCAGCUCCGGCGGAGAGGGCAGUAUUUUGGGGAGUGGAGGAUCAGUAAUAGGAGUAGGUUCAGAUAUUGGGGGUAGUAUCCGCAUGCCUGCCUUCUUCAACGGCAUCUUCGGACACAAGCCAACCCCAGGCAUCGUCUCUAAUGAUGGUCAGUUCCCUCCGACUUCGGGGCUGCACGAGGACUUCCUGAGCGCCGGACCCAUGUGUCGCUUCGCCGAGGACCUGCUGCCCGUGCUUCAGAUCAUGGCGGGACCCAACGCUCACAGGCUGUCACUGUCCUCAGAGGUGGACCUCAGGAAGCUGCGUUUCUUCUCCGUGCCCCAUGACGGCGGCUCUCCGAUAGUGUCACCUGUGGAGGAGGAGCUCCUCCAGAUCCAAACAAAGGUGGUGAAGCAUCUGCAGGAUGACCUAGGGGUCGAGGUUCAAGAGCUGCACUUCCCUCAGCUGAAGUACUCCUAUCAGAUCUGGGAUGCCAUGAUGGCCGCACCGGACAAGGAUGGGAAGCCUCCCCGGCCCUUCGUGGAGUUCAUGGCGGACCACGGGAAGAAGGUGUGGCCUCUCUGGGAGCUGGCCAAGUGGAUGCUGGGAUUAUCCUCGCACACAAUGGCAGCCAUCGCUCUGGCCCUGUUGGAGAUGGUGCAGAGCUCUCAGCCACGCCCGUUUUUAAUACAUCUGAAGGAGGAGCUUCAGAGGGAGCUGGAGGAGGUGCUGGGAGCUGACGGAGUGCUGCUGUACCCCUCGCACCCCCGCAUCGCCCCUAAGCACCACCACCCCCUGUUCACCCCUUUCAACUUUGCCUACACAGGGAUCUUCAACACCCUGGGCCUGCCAGUGACGCAGUGCCCACUGGGGCUGAGUCAGGACGGCCUUCCCCUGGGCAUACAGGUGGUCGCAGGGAAGCUCCAUGACAGGCUGUCCCUGGCCAUGGCGCUGUACCUGGAGAGAGCCUUCGGUGGCUGGAGGGACCCUGGCGCCUGCUGAACCCCCGUCACGCACCACACUCCGACGCCUCCUCACCAUUUCAUUCGACCUGCUAUAUAGAGUCCAUCCACAUGCAUGAUCUCCUUCCGCCAUCUGAGUGCUGGAACCUGCCGGAUAAUGCUCUCCCCUGCUUCUGAUGCAGGUGCACCUGAACAGUGCUGCUAAUUACAGACCCAUUACAUUACAUUACAUUACUCUCGUUGCGGGGCCGGCCCUGGCCAAUGGAGACACACGCCCCGUAAAACUACCCCGGGCCCCAUUCCAAUGGAAACACGCCUAAUGCUACACUACUUCCCCAUCCUACCUAUCUUGCUCCUCAGCACCUGGGCAACCUCACCUGGUUGAACGUGGGCCGCGAGCAGGUGUCGCCACGGAGACGGCGGGACGUCUGAACCUUGCAAUCACUUGGCGGCCUCCGUUUCUGUCCGUCUGUCUUGUCUCCAGUGGGCUCC
Megalops cyprinoides (Indo-Pacific tarpon) is the source of this 2039-nucleotide messenger RNA. It is a transcript of the gene faah2b, whose product is annotated as fatty acid amide hydrolase 2b. NCBI's taxonomy places the organism in Eukaryota, Metazoa, Chordata, Actinopteri, Elopiformes, Megalopidae. The record is from RefSeq and is a predicted model, not a curated record. The transcript is spliced from 11 exons. The coding region runs from base 1 to 1587 and encodes 528 amino acids.